GGACGCGGGGGUCGCGGUGCAGAUGGCGCUUUCCCGAAUAGGAAUACAGAUCGGUCCCACCACGAGUCUGGGACGGCUCAGGCUUCAGCGCUACAGGUCCACCACCUCCACCUUGCACCUUGACACUCAUCAUGGCAGCCACACGGGGGCAGCCGCUGUCCAUUGAGAGCUUGCUGCAGAAGCAGAAGGAGGAGAAGGAGGCAUCUUCCAAGCCGAGAUUCUUGACUAAGGAGCAGCGCGCAAAGCUCGCGGUCGAGAAGCGCGAGCAGGAGAUACGGGAACAGAAGGAGCGGGAUGAGCAGGCUAAGCGUGACCGCGACCGGUUAGAGCGCGAAGCUGAAGAAAUCAGGGCCAGAGACCGCGAGAGGGAGCGGACGAGCAGGUACGGCGAUAAUGGCAGAUAUGGUGACAGGUAUGAGCGGGACAGGGGAAGAGAUGAGAGAGGGGUGGAUGGGAGAUAUGGGAGACGGGAUGACCGCAGGGAUCGACGACCGCAAGACGACAGACGCUCUGGCUCGUAUCAAGGCGUCCCAACUGGUCCUCGUGCAGAACGAGGUAAAGCUCCCCCAACCGGCCCAUCAGCGAACAGAGACGUAUCUAUGCCUCCCCCUCCUCCUCCCGUAAGCUCGACUGGCAACGGUACCACUGAUUUAACGACCCCAUCCGCGGCGUAUGUUCCGCCCAUGACGGAAAACGAGAUUGACGCGAUCCGCUCCCGCUACCUCGGCGUCGACAAGAAGAAGCGGAAGAUUCGCAAAAUGAACGACCGCAAGUUCGUCUUCGACUGGGACGAGCAAGACGACACGUUCAAUGCGGAGACGCCUGCAGCCGUAGGUAGUCAGCGGCAGGGAGCGCAAAUCAUGUUCGGUCGUGGGCACAUUGCUGGCAUGGACGACGGUGGAGGCGUGCCUUCUGGCAGCAGGCGGAAUGGGAAUGAGAACGUCAUGCAGCUGGUUGACCCUCUUGAACGAAGAAAGGCGGCCAAGAGCGGCCUGGACGAGAGGCACUGGUCGGAGAAGCCCCUCGAAGAAAUGAAGGAGCGGGACUGGCGUAUCUUUCGAGAAGACUUCAGCAUCGCUACCAGAGGUGGUACAAUCCCGCAUCCCAUUCGUUCAUGGUCCGAGUCCGAUAUCCCUUCACAAAUUCUGGAUAUCGUUGAGCAUAUUGGUUACAAAGAACCAUCUCCCAUUCAGCGACAAGCCAUUCCCAUCGGUCUGCAGAAUCGUGACAUCAUUGGCAUUGCAGAGACCGGAUCCGGUAAGACUGCUGCUUUCGUCAUCCCCAUGCUUGCGUUCAUCUCCAACCUGCCGCCCUUCACCGACGAGAACAGACAUCUCGGUCCUUAUGCCCUUAUCAUGUCGCCGACGCGUGAGCUGGCACAGCAGAUCGAGUCGGAGGCGAAGAAGUUCGCGGGACCUCUAGGGUUCACUUGUGUAUCCAUCGUCGGAGGACGUGCGGUUGAAGAGCAACAGUUCAACCUCCGUGCUGGUGCGGAGAUCAUCAUCGCUACCCCCGGUCGUCUGAAGGAUGUCAUUGAGCGACAUGUCAUCGUCCUCUCUCAAUGCCGGUAUAUCGUCAUGGACGAGGCCGACAGAAUGGUCAACCUCGGUUUCGAAGUCGAUCUCACCUUCAUCCUCGACAAGCUCCCCAGCGACACGAUGGAGGGCGAGGACCAGGGCGAGCAUAUGGAUGUCGAUGGCGAAACCAUGAUUAAGAAGGGGCGCAACCGCGUUACGACGCUGUUUAGUGCAACGAUGCCACCACCCGUCGAACGGCUAGCAAAGAAAUACCUGAAAAGGCCAGCAAUCAUCACUAUUGGUGAGGCGGGCAGGGCCGUGGACACGGUCGAGCAAAAUGUGGAGUUCGUCAACGGAGACGAGAAAAAGAAGCAACGGGUGCUGGAGAUCCUCAACAGUGGGACCUAUCCCUCACCUAUCAUCGUCUUCGUCAAUCAGAAGAAGACGGCAGACAUGGUUGCGAAGGAUCUUCAACGUGCAGGAUGGAGUGCUGCAACGUUGCAUUCAGGCAAGAACCAAGAGCAGCGAGAGGCCGCGCUCCAGUCGCUGCGUACGGGCGACUCCGAUGUUCUCGUCGCAACCGACCUUGCAGGUCGUGGGAUCGAUGUGCAGGAUGUCAGUUUGGUCAUCAACUACCAAAUGGCCAAUACUAUCGAGGCAUACGUUCACCGUAUUGGUCGUACUGGUCGUGCCGGCAAGCAAGGUACCGCGAUCACCCUCCUGUCGAACGACGACGAAGAAGUAAUGUACGUCCGAUCAUUGCUCUGUUUCAGUUUCUCCUUAUCUGACCGUGUAUCAAUCACGCACCAACUAUGCUCCCGUGGGGAAUGCAGGUACGAUCUGAAGCAAGAGAUCUCGAAGAGCCCGGUGUCGAAAGUGCCCGCCGAACUCGCGAGGCACGAGGCGGCCCAGCACAAGGUGUCGAGGGAGAUGAAGCGCAAGCGGGACGCAGACGACCAAGGCUGAGCGUCAGCCAAUUGGUCAUGUGGGGGAUCUGCGCUGCUGUGGAAGGGAGAUCAUUCGUCACCGCGAGUGGGUGUAGGGUCUGGCAGCAUGUAUAUGAACGAACGUGUGGUGAGAGACUUGUCGUAAUGUGUAUCCCUCAGUGUCAUUUGCCUGACACCAUCGUCCGUUCGCACUUCCUCCGUUCAAAGAUUGUGCAAAGCAAAUCGUAAA
Fomitopsis serialis is the source of this 2693-nucleotide messenger RNA. Its product is annotated as pre-mRNA-splicing ATP-dependent RNA helicase PRP28. Gene Ontology annotation, cellular component: catalytic step 2 spliceosome. Gene Ontology annotation, biological process: mRNA splicing, via spliceosome. NCBI's taxonomy places the organism in Eukaryota, Fungi, Basidiomycota, Agaricomycetes, Polyporales, Fomitopsidaceae. The coding region runs from base 132 to 2483 and encodes 783 amino acids. The record is from RefSeq and is a predicted model, not a curated record. The transcript is spliced from 10 exons. Gene Ontology annotation, molecular function: RNA helicase activity; ATP binding; RNA binding.